CAAAUGUUCGACUUAUUUUCCAGAACUAUAUCGUAUAUGAGGUGCCGUUAAUACCGCGUAAUCAUGCGAUCAUUCCGUGAAGCGGAACAUGUGAGAUGCGGAUCGUGUCAAAAAAGGGUUUUUGGUACACUUUAGUGCUAUUAGAAUCCAGAACUCCAAAGAUGUUUUUAGUAGUCGUCUGCCUCUUGUCGGGCAUCCUUUCAGUAGGAAGUAAAGAAACGAAUGGACACAUGUACCCAGAAUUCAACCAAGCUACCGUCUUCAGACCGAAAUUGACUUGUUUAAGAACAAAACGAUCCAUCGGAGAAACCCGUUUUCGAGGAGGUCACAUUGAUUCCUUGGGCGUUGAGAUACCGGUGGCCGGUCGCAAUUUCAGUUUGGACUUGAGGCUUAACAGUGAAUUGAUUGGAAAUCGUUACAAAGAACUCUAUCAAGUAAAAGGGAAGACAGUUGAGCGGAAAUGGGAUAUUCGUACAGAUCAUUGCCACUAUCAAGGGCAUAUCCGUGGCGUACCAGGCUCGUGGGCCGCGAUCAGCACUUGUAAUGGAUUGAGUGGGGUGAUUUCCGAUGGCAAAGACGUUCACUACGUCGAAAAAGUGCAAAAUAGUACUAGUAAUGCGUCGGAUGGUGAACACGUUUUGUUGUCCCACUCGGAUAUCAAGCCAACGGACUUCAAGUGUGGUUAUGAAGACACUCCGUCCGAGUUUUCGGGUCACCGCCCUAGGAGACACCCAGUGCCCUCCAUCAUGGAGCACAAUGUACACGCCAGGAAUCCCUCCUCGGGUCGCAUCGGAUCCGUUGUGCCUCUGUUGACGAAAUGCCGGCCGUGGUCAGGAUUCCGUGUCGUGAACUGGUUUUGCUUCCAUGUCAAGAAAGUGCGUCGAUGGGAUUCCAUCGUUGACGAGCCAGGUUGCAUGCAUUAA
This is a messenger RNA of Notodromas monacha, 923 nucleotides long. Lineage: Eukaryota; Metazoa; Arthropoda; Ostracoda; Podocopida; Cyprididae. The record is from the annotation of a GenBank genome assembly.